AUGCUUGGUAAGAUCGCCCUCGAGGAAGCCUUCGCGCUUCCCCGCUUCGAAGAAAAGACACGCUGGUGGGCAAGUCUAUUUUCCACGGAUGCCGAAACCCACGUCAAAGAAAUCACCGACAUCAACAAGAUCCGCAUCGAGCACGCAGACAAGCAUGGCGUCGGCUACCAAAUCCUCUCAUACACAGCCCCCGGUGUACAGGACAUCUGGGACCCCGUCGAAGCCCAAGCGCUCGCCGUCGAGAUUAAUGACUAUAUCGCCGAACAAGUGCGCGUGAACCCCGACCGAUUCGGCGCUUUCGCGUAA
Messenger RNA from Aspergillus caelatus, 306 nucleotides. RefSeq lists its product as uncharacterized. NCBI's taxonomy places the organism in Eukaryota, Fungi, Ascomycota, Eurotiomycetes, Eurotiales, Aspergillaceae. The record is from RefSeq and is a predicted model, not a curated record. The transcript has a single exon. Bases 1 to 306 code for a protein of 101 amino acids.